This is a messenger RNA of Paramecium sonneborni, 1470 nucleotides long. The record is from the annotation of a GenBank genome assembly. NCBI's taxonomy places the organism in Eukaryota, Ciliophora, Oligohymenophorea, Peniculida, Parameciidae.
AUGAUUAUUACUGAAAUCAAUUCAAAAGAACCUAUUAUAGACAUUGAUUAACAUCAAUAAUAAUUUGAAGAUAGAGAAAAUAAAGUAAGCUAAUCUAUUAAGUAGAGUCCAAAUGAAUUUAUUGUUAUAGAAGUAGAAAAACAAUAAGAAUAAUCAGAAUUGUAAGAGAUCUAUGAAGAAUAAUUAGACAAAUAAUAAUUAAAGUAAAAAGAAAUGGAAAGAUUAGAAAGAAUCAAAAAGUACAUACUUCAAGAUCAUUAGAAUACCAAUCACUUUGAAAAGAUAGCUAUCUACUAUCAAUGAAUUAUCAGACCAAUCCAUUAAUAAUAGUUGUUCUCCUUAAAUUGAUGUAGAUCAUCCUCAUUAUAAAAAAGUUAAUAAAGAUGUAUCAAUCAAUUCAGCUAAGUAGUUUUUAUUCCAAAUACAAGAAGAAAAUAAAUAAACAGAACCGAUUUAGUAAAAAUAAUAAAAAAAGAGGUUUAAAAAGAAAAAGAAGAAAAAGCAAAUAUCUCGUUAAUUAACUCAAUCAUCUCUACCUAUUCCUGAAAUUAAAUAUUAAUAAAAUAUGAAUUUCAAAUUUUAUUUUAGAGAUUAAAGAAUAGAUUGUAGUUGGAAAUUAUUGUUUACUUAUAUUACUAUUAUAAUUUUAAGUAAUAUCGUACUUUAAACUAUUGAAAUAAUAAGGUAUUCUUAAAGUGUGUGUAAAUUAGAAGGCAUAGAAAAUUUAUUUAUUUAUGCUAAUCAAUUAUUCUAUAUCUUAGGUAAAAUUGGAUUAUUGAGUUUAAAUUACUAAGAAUUUACAAAUACAUUACCUACUAAAUCAAAAAUCCCUCUGUUUAAUUUAGUAAUCUUUGGCUCAGUUUUUGUAGUAUUAUCAAUGCCUUUAUAUGUUUUUGAUUUUGUACUCUGUUAACCAAGAAAUAAAUUGAUAACUCUUUAAGAGAGUCUACAAAUUUUAAACUUUUUUGAUUGGGGAAUGAUUUCGGUUUUUGCCAUUAUUAUAAUAAUGCAUUCUUGUCUUAAAAUUUAAAUGAAAAAGAAAACAUGGAAAACUUUGAAGUAAAUCAUUCCAAAAUUAAUAGAAAAUUUCUUAAAGUCAUUUAUUAUCUAUUAUUAAUCCUUGUACAUUUAUUACAAGUAUUAGUUACUGUAACCUAAACUUUUCAAUCCUAUUUGCCUGCUAUGAUCAUGGAAAAUUUUUAUCAUUGCUUUUCUAUUUUGGCUAUGAUCUAUUUAUCUAUUAAAAAGUUUUGUUUUCAUCUAGAACCUUUUUAAUUUACACAUCAAUAAUUAUCUAAUCAACCUGUGAUAUUGAUUUCAGAUGAAAAGAUAAGUAAUUGGGAAUAAGAAGAUAAAUUCUAUGAAAAUGAUUCUAUCAAAUCAAGUAAAAGAGGUAAACUUAGUCCUCCUACAAGUUAAUUCAAUAGUCUUCAAAUUACAUAAAUCAAUUUUCUAGGUAAAAAAGACUGA